AUGAACAAGGAUAAGAUCUUCAAGUUAGCAAAGGGGUUCAGGGGUAGAGCCAAGAAUUGCAUAAGGAUAGCAAGGGAGAGAGUGGAGAAGGCUUUGCAAUAUUCUUACAGAGACCGCCGUAACAAAAAGAGGGACAUGCGAUCUCUGUGGAUCCAAAGGAUCAAUGCUGGGACCCGAGUUCAUGGGGUCAAUUAUGGGAACUUCAUGCAUGGGCUGAUGAAGGAGAAUAUCCAACUUAACCGAAAGGUUCUGUCAGAGUUAUCUAUGCAUGAACCUUAUAGCUUCAAGUCUUUGGUAGAUAUAUCACGAAAUGCAUUUCCAGGAAACAAGAAUGUGGUGAUUCCUCCUAGAAAGGUUGCCUUUUAG
Messenger RNA from Sphenostylis stenocarpa, 366 nucleotides. NCBI's taxonomy places the organism in Eukaryota, Viridiplantae, Streptophyta, Magnoliopsida, Fabales, Fabaceae. The record is from the annotation of a GenBank genome assembly.